UUUGUUUUACAUAGCAUUUCUUUGUUUCAGUUUUCUAUUUCUUUUUUCUUUUUUCUUUUUUAUAUAUAUAUUUAUUUUAUCACACAUAAGUCGAGGUGAUAUAUUUCCCGACUGUCCGCAAACGCGGCCGUGGCUCUCGCUGUUGCUAGGUAACGGACAGACGUGUCAUCAAACGAGUCCCCGGAGCAUUUUCACCCGCGCGGUCAAAUAAAAAACUCAUUUUCCAAAGUGCAUUUUGUGAUCGUCCAACAUGUCCACUCAUGUUUACCGUCCUCAAGAAAGAGUCUACGACCUUCUGUCCAAGGAAGAGGUCAAAUCUGAGAGACCUCCCAGGUAUGUGUCCAAGUUCAGGCCAGCAGUGAUCCAAGAAGAGAAGCUUCCCAAGAGACCUAUGAGGACGAUGGGCCCCGCUAAAGUAGAGGCUCCCUCUCCAGAGAAUUUCCUCAAGAAACACUCAAAAGAGCCGAAACUACCAGACAAGGUAAAAGAAGGCCGUAUCAACCCUCUGAGGAAGCCUCCUGUUCCCACGCACACAGAAAUCCCUCCGAUGGGCAUCCAGACCAAACGAGACUUCAUAAAGACCUGCACUUUUGUAACUACCAAACCCAAGCCCAUCAGCGUAGACACCCACAAGGGCCACAGGGAGGAGCUGGAGAACUCCGGUCGGGUCCCCAAGUACAUUAAAAAGACGGAUUUUGGUAAAGUCCCGGCGUAUCUCCAGCACCGUAACACAGAGAAGCAGAAGGCUCAGGAGCUUUAUGACAACUACGUGAAAGAGCAGAGAGAGAAGCAGGCCAUGAAGCAGCUGUCUGAGGAGGAGAGGAGGGACAUUCUCGAGGGCCUGAAGAAGAACUGGGACCGGAUCCAUCACGAGUACCAGGGCCUGUCCGUGGUCAUCGACACAUGGUCCAAACGGGCCCACAAGGAGCGCCUGGAGGCCGACAUGAAGCAUCUGGAGAAGAAAAUAGAGAUGUUUGAGAGGUUUAAAGUCAUCUACAUCUCUGAAAACUAGAACUAUCAGAUGCUUCUGCACAGAGAACAGGAGAAUAAAGACAAUGCUUUAACAGCUUUAACGACUUCAUCAUUUAAUUUUUUAAUCAAUUCAAUUACCACAAAAAGGUAGCUGAAUAUU
Molecule: messenger RNA, 1132 nt
Organism: Boleophthalmus pectinirostris (great blue-spotted mudskipper)
Lineage: Eukaryota; Metazoa; Chordata; Actinopteri; Gobiiformes; Gobiidae
Product: enkurin-like
Exons: 5
Coding region: 251-1012 (253 amino acids)
Cellular component (GO): acrosomal vesicle
Molecular function (GO): calmodulin binding
Source: RefSeq, a predicted model, not a curated record